CACAGCGCCUCGCUCGGCGUUCGGUACCGCGCGGGAGGAGGAGUGAGGAGGAGGUGAAUGAGGUGAAUCGCAUCGCAGAGAAAGAUCAAGGAGCGGAGCAAUCAAGGAGAUCGUUGAACCGGGGAAGCAAGGAAUUUCGGGAAGUCGACUCGACGAGAAAGAGUCUAACCUUGACCUCUCGGCUGCAACGCGCCUUAACAGGUGCACACCGUUUACCUGGAUUCCAGAUCGUCAGAUCGCUGGAUUAAUAUCGACGUAAACAAUGGAUGACUCUCCACUGCAAAAAGUAGAGCUGCAAACAGAUGUCUAUAUGGUGUGUUUGCAGCAUGCUUUAUCCACAGAGAACUUUGAAGUAAUGGGCUUGCUUAUUGGUAAUUUUGCUUGUGGAGUAGCAAAAAUAUCAGCUGUUAUUAUUUUGCGACGUCUAGAUAAGAAGAAAGACAGAGUUGAGAUUUCGUCAGAACAAUUAUUGAAAGCUGCUAACGAAGCUGAACGAUUAACGGUAGAAUUAAAUCGACCUAUGCGUGUCCUUGGCUGGUAUCAUUCGCAUCCACAUAUUACAGUUUGCCCAUCACACGUUGACGUCAGAACUCAAGCUACUUAUCAAACAAUGGAUCACAGUUUUGUAGGCUUAAUAUUUUCAGUAUUUUCAGAAGGCAAAGAAUCAAAAGAGCACGAAAUCUUCUUAAAUUGUUUCCAAUCGGACAAUGGUGAAGCUACAGAGAUACCAUUAGAGAUAGUACAUACCCCGGAUAUUUCAGAUAGAUGUUUAAGAACAAUGACAGACUUGUCAAAAAUUUUGGUACAAGAAGAAGAAGAUAUGGCUGAAGCCUGUAAAGAUCAUCCAGAUGUUCUCGCUAGUAUUCACAAUAAUGCUGUAAGGACACGUGCAUUGGUUCAUAUAACAGAUAUUAUUACAAAACCUUUGGUACAAACAUUUGAAAAGAGAAUAGCAUUAAAUAAGUUGCGUACUGUACAUCUCCGAAGACAACUGCAAGAACUACAAAAAAUGUGUAAUGGAUAAAAAUUUUUUCAGAGUCACUAAUGAUAAAUAAAUAAUUUGUUUUUCUUAAUAAACUUUUACAUAAUAAAAAUGAAACUUUAGAUGAAAAAAAAUAUUUACUGAAUUGAAAUUGACUAUAUUUUUCAUAAUUUGGCAUAUUUUAU
Molecule: messenger RNA, 1167 nt
Organism: Solenopsis invicta (red fire ant)
Lineage: Eukaryota; Metazoa; Arthropoda; Insecta; Hymenoptera; Formicidae
Product: lys-63-specific deubiquitinase BRCC36
Exons: 7
Coding region: 263-1024 (253 amino acids)
Biological process (GO): double-strand break repair
Cellular component (GO): BRCA1-A complex; BRISC complex
Molecular function (GO): cysteine-type deubiquitinase activity; metallopeptidase activity; polyubiquitin modification-dependent protein binding
Source: RefSeq, a predicted model, not a curated record